AACGAGUCAACAACCUUACCUUCCUUUACCCAACCUUACCUUUACCUCGGUGAGGGAAGAAAAGAGAGACAACGAGGAGCUAGUGAGAAAGACCGCCCAGGAGUCACAAUGGGCGGUUACCGUGAUCGUCGAAAGCAACGGGUCUCAAUAUCAUUGAUCGGAAUCAUCAGAUGAACUUCUUGGAUCUUCCGACUCCUUCUACUUUCUCUCCACAUGUUCUCCAAAUCUUAUCCCCAGUCUUUGAUUGCUUCCAAUUGUAUAAUAUAGCUUGGUCUGAUCCAACCCAUUCGUUUGUUCCUCAUCUCAUAUGCCAAGUGAACUAUAAUAGAAUCGAGUUACUGUACUUUUAGAGGCUCAUACCGAUCCAUAAUCUCCAUAGUACUCCGUUCUUAUACCCAUACGUUACCAAACUUUUGAGCUUCCUGGUAGAAUCAGUCCGGGGUUGCACACACCAUACCGGUAAGAACCCAAUAACCUUUUAUAUCUGAGAUCCCGUCGCAAGGAGAUUCGCAACGGAGUGCAUGAUGCAUUAGCUGGAGACAACAAAUCCGAACAGCCACUCAGUCUUACUAUCUUCUGAAUCCUUCUAGACUUGAUAUUCGGUCAUGGCGUCGAAAUCGAAAGAGCGGAAGCUAUACAUCACCCCCAUCUACUCCCUCCCGGCUUCAUCACGUCUCUCGACUUCGAACCUCUUCUCGCCAACUGCCCUCGAAAAACCUUCAUUCGAUAUUCGUCCCGAAUCUUCGCCGGCUCUUCCAACGUCAAGCCUAUACCGAAAGCAUCAUCAAAAGGAAAUGAGUGGAUAUGUCACCACGGAUGAAGAAUUUCAUGCUCUUCCCCCAGCUUUAAAACGGAAGGUAUAUAUAUCACUUUCGUUAUUAUACUUCAGCAUGGUUAUCACAAUUUAACAAGGUUGGGGUUUCAUUUUUAUUUCAGGGUUGAGCUAUCGAAAAAGUAGGAGCUAUGUAGCUUAGCCUGUGUCUGUGAGGCGCCGUCGAAAGCUAGGUCUUUCAUUAGUAUGUUUAGUAGUGCCUUCCCGCGUGGGCGAGCGCUAGAUCUUUCGAAUUCAUACUGGCGGCGGGAUCUGCAGACGCUUUGAACACACAAGUAUGCAGGUACAAGAGACGGUGGUUUUGCAAUUCUUCUCAUGCGGUUGUGAACGGUAUUGAUCAAAGAUGGGUACUGACCGGACUCUUUCGCAGUAUUUUUCCACACUGGAGCGCCUUCGAUUCGCACAAAACUCUAGGUCAAAUGCCUUGAAUGACCUUCCAGUGCAGACUACCCGUAAGAGCUCGAUUGCGGACCGCCGCGGUUUAAAAAUUUCAGAACUCGAGCCUAGACGUAGGUCUUCCAAACCAUCAAAAAAGAAGAAAGAACAAUCGAUAUCUCAUGGCAAUGAUAAAUCUUGGUAUUUAAGCAAUUACGAAACAUUCCCGGACACCAUCAAAAGGAAACAAUUCUCGAGCGAAGAACAAGCUGUUUUAUCAGGCAGGAUACGAGAGGCAGUUAUUUUAGAUGCCGCGGACGAAAAUCUCAUAAUUCGAAGACGAUCUCGUCGAAAGGCGUCUGAGCCCCCGAUACUAUCUCCAAGCUUUAGAAGCUCCAUCUUCAGUGGGAAAACUAGCGGUAGUCGCAGGAGAGCCUCAUUAUCCAGUAUGGCAGAUACGUUUUUUGAUAGCAUCCAUUGGAUUGAUGAAGAGCCUAAAUUGGAUCUUUAUUUGGAUGAUUAUCAUGCUUCAAUAUUCCCAUCUCUAAACAGCGAUCGGAAACCAUCAUUUCGUCGACAAAUGUCAAUUUCGAAACUUCCAUUUGGAAGAAGCUCCAUACAUUCUGCAGAGCCUAAAUCGCCAAGCAUAAUAUCACCUACCUUCAGCACACAUUCUCGUUCCAAGUCUCGAGGUCUUCCAGCCGGUGGACCAAAGCAUGCCGCAAGACACAAAGUUAAUUCCUCCUUAUCAUCAAUCGACCCUAAUGCAACACAUUAUCAAGAUCCCGAAGCACGGUUAAAACUACGAGUCUACUUAGCAUCACCACAAAAAUUUGACGAAAUAAUCGAGUUUGGAUUUCCAUCUAUGGAUGCCACAGUGGGUACACCAGACAGGGAGAAUAGACCACCGAAAUUAAUAUCCAGACGCUCGUCGAGGGAUAUGUUGAGGAAGAAAAUAUCAAGUCCAGCGUUUGAGCACACAUUCUUUAACGACGACACAGCUUCAUUAUUCGAAGACGAUAGAUCUAUGGCUGACUCGGAUGCACCCAUAACACCACUGGAAUACGAAAGCGGAUUUCCAUCACAGCGGUCUCCAUCAUAUUAUUACGGCAAACCUCUCGCGGAUUACCAGCCAGGUAGUACUAAAUUACCUGGCAAACAGCAAGAUUCAUAUACGCAAUGUAUGGCAGGAAAUCGGGAACCCACGUUAAGAAUGACACUUACACGCCAGGACCUUCGAGAUGAAAGUGCGAUAUACGGAUGGCAAUCAAAAGAGCCGCUAAUAAUGGAAGAUGUGGAAAACCAAAAGUGUUCACGAGGACCCAUAAGCGGGACAGAUAGCUGGGGAUCAACGGAGAAGGAAAACGGAGUUGUGAAAAGAUUUUGGAACAAAGUUAAGAGUCAGCGGAAAACUUCGUGACCGUUUACUGUACUGUACUGUAUGUAUGUAUGUUUAUAACAGAAGUUAAUUCUUUGUCGAGUAUUUUUAGCGAGCUUUUCUUGUAUCUAUACUACCUAUUCAUUUAUCGGCAUUUUGCUUUGUAAGAUUAAGAUUACUAGGUAUCUAUUUCUUUUGUGUUGGGUUGCGUGCAUGCGUGCAUGCUUGCUGGGCUUGCAUGCAUGAAGAUGUGAAUGGAUACCAGGUUUUGAGAUUGAGAUUGAGAU
Sclerotinia trifoliorum is the source of this 2872-nucleotide messenger RNA. The record is from the annotation of a GenBank genome assembly. Lineage: Eukaryota; Fungi; Ascomycota; Leotiomycetes; Helotiales; Sclerotiniaceae.